Messenger RNA from Phacochoerus africanus (Common warthog), 1552 nucleotides. RefSeq names its product diacylglycerol O-acyltransferase 2 like 6 (gene DGAT2L6). The transcript is spliced from 7 exons. Gene Ontology annotation, cellular component: endoplasmic reticulum membrane. NCBI's taxonomy places the organism in Eukaryota, Metazoa, Chordata, Mammalia, Artiodactyla, Suidae. Bases 1 to 1020 code for a protein of 339 amino acids. The record is from RefSeq and is a predicted model, not a curated record. Gene Ontology annotation, biological process: lipid metabolic process.
AUGGCCAUGACCUUCAUCUCGAAGCUGGAUCUUCAGGAAAUCCUCCAAACUUUCUCUGUUUUGCAGUGGGUUCCAUGCUUUGCCAUUUUAGGAACUAUUCCUAUUAUCCUGAUACCCUACUUUCUGGUGUUCACUAAGUUCUGGCUGGUGUCCGUGUUUGCCUUAGCCUGGCUCUUCUAUGAUUGGAACACUCCCAGUCAAGGUGGUAGGCGUUCAGAUUGGAUACGGAACUGGACCCUCUGGAAGUACUUCCGAAAUUACUUCCCAGUAAAGCUGGUGAAGACUCAUGACCUCUCUCCCAAACGCAACUAUAUCAUUGCCAACCACCCCCAUGGCAUUGUCUCUUAUGGCAUCUUCGUCAACUUUGCCACUGAGGCCACUGGCUUUGCUCAGCUUUUCCCAGACAUCACUCCUUAUGUAGGGACCUUGGAAGUGACCUUCUGGAUCCCAAUUUUGCGAGAAUAUGUCAUGUCGAUGGGUGUGUGCCCAGUGAGUGAGUUGUCCUUGAAGUAUUUGCUGACCCAGAAAGGCUCAGGCAAUGCUGUGGUGGUUGUGGUGGGUGGAGCUGCUGAAGCCCUCUUAUGCCGGCCAGGAGCCUCUACCAUUCUCCUUAAACCACGUAAAGGUUUUGUAAGGUUGGCACUGGAGACAGGAUCAUACCUUGUCCCUUCCUAUUCCUUUGGAGAGAAUGAGGUUCUCAAUCAAGAGAGCUUCGCUGAGGGCUCGUGGAAAAGCUUCUUCCUAAAAAUCUUACAGAAGGCGUUAAAAAAAUUCAUGGGACUAACUUUCUGUAUCUUCCAUGGCCGGGGCCUUACUAAAGGAUCCUGGGGCUUCCUGCCUUUCAAUCGGCCCAUUACCACUGUUGUUGGGGAGCCCCUGCCAAUUCCUAAGAUCGAGAAGCCAACUAAGGAAACAGUGGACAAGUACCACGCACUCUACAUCAGUUCCCUGCGCAAGCUAUUUGACCAGCACAAAACUCAGUAUGGCCUCUCUGAGACCCAAGAGCUGACAAUCAUAUAACAGGAGCUGGAUUCUCCAUUAUUAAACACCCAAAGUAUUGUGGGAUCCAAGUAAGGCCACGUAGGGGGAAGAAUCUGGGGAGAGGGGAGGAUCUCAGGGUUGAGUGAGCAGGUCAACAAGGCCAGAAAGUACUUAAUGAAUCAGGUUUAGGGGAAGGAACCAGUGGGACAGGGAAGACUGGGUAACAACCUAGUUUAGCAAGCAGAAUCUUGUGAGCCCACAGAUCUUUAUGGCCCCCUGACUCCAGUCAAUUCUGAUCAGAGGAAUAAGAAGCCAAAGAACACUGUGCACUUUCUUCCUGAGCUUUAGUGACACCAUGACUAUUAAGGUUGAGGCUUAGAAGCCUUGUUGAGAACAAGGGUGGUUUGUUUCCUCCUCAGUCCUUUCCUUACAAUUUGGGGGACACCACAAAGCAAACCAGGGACCUGAACUGUGCUUCCCUGAUCCAAGUGGACUAGAUUCCCUCAGCUGUGAUGCAGUGGCAAAAACCUUAUUAAAAAUAUUUAUGCUAUCUUGGAGUUUUUGUCAUGGC